This is a messenger RNA of Episyrphus balteatus (marmalade hoverfly), 930 nucleotides long. RefSeq names its product exosome complex component RRP41 (gene Ski6). Gene Ontology annotation, cellular component: cytoplasmic exosome (RNase complex); nuclear exosome (RNase complex); nucleolus. The record is from RefSeq and is a predicted model, not a curated record. Gene Ontology annotation, biological process: poly(A)-dependent snoRNA 3'-end processing; U4 snRNA 3'-end processing; rRNA catabolic process. NCBI's taxonomy places the organism in Eukaryota, Metazoa, Arthropoda, Insecta, Diptera, Syrphidae. Bases 115 to 864 code for a protein of 249 amino acids. The transcript has 2 exons.
ACAAAUCAUCUGUCAGUUGUCAUUUCAUUCAACAAAUCAAACCUACAAAAUGUGCAUGAUUUCUUGAAUCUUUUCAAAGAAAACAUCAAGAAUUCCCCAAAAACUCCCUUAAAAAUGUCUGGAUUUAAUCUUCUCAGUGAACAAGGUCUCCGUCUAGAUGGUCGUCGACCCCAUGAACUACGCCGAAUCAAAUGUAAACUUGGUGUAUUCUCUCAACCAGAUGGAAGUGCCUACAUCGAACAAGGUAACACAAAAGUUCUAGCCGCUGUCUAUGGUCCACAUCAGGCCUCAUCAAAAAGAAGCAAUCACGAAGAAGUCAGUGUUAAUUGCCAAUACAGCAUGGCGACAUUUUCAACAGCCGAACGAAAGAAUCGUCCUCGUGGCGAUCGCAAAUCCCAAGAAAUAACCCUUCACCUCCAACAAGCACUUAAAGCUGCCAUCAAGACUGAAUUAUAUCCACGAUCACAAAUCGAUGUCUACAUCGAAGUGCUGCAAUCCGAUGGCGCCAAUUAUGCCGUAUCGGUAAAUGCAGCUACUUUGGCUUUAGUCGAUGCGGGAAUUUGUCUCAAAGAGUACGUUUGUGCAUGCACAGCUUCACUCAGCAAAGACAAUAUCCCUCUAACAGACGUUUCGAAUGUUGAAGAACUCUCUGGAGGUCCAACUCUGUCUGUAGCCUCACUUCCCAGUUCUAAUAAAAUUGCCUUCAUGGAUAUGUCGCAACGAUUCCAUUUGGACAAUUUGCCAAUUGUCAUCGAACAAGCUCUCGGCGGUUGUCGAGAGAUUCAGGCAAUUCUAGAAAAAGAAGUUAGGAAGCAUUUAACUCAAAUAGGAUCAGCUGGCGAUUGGAGUAAUGUUGCCAAAUGAAUUUUGUUUAUUUCUUUUUAUUUUCUGCUUCUUCUAAUAAAUCUUUGGCUACCACAUUGGAAAUCA